ACCGCCCCCUAUCCCACCACCACCGCCGAAUCCCCCGCCAGCUCCGCCACCAACUCCUCCCCCAAACCCUCCACCAGCCCCGCCGCCACCGCCAAUCCCUCCCCCACCACCGCCACCCAAGCCUCCACCACCACCGCCUCCUACCCCUCCGCCGGCUCCUCCACCUACACCACCACCGCCUCCUAUCCCUCCGCCGGCUCCACCACCAGCUCCACCGCCACCGCCUAUCCCUCCGCCGGCACCCCCGCCUCCGCCUAUCCCUCCACCAGCACCACCGCCACCGCCUAUGCCCCCACCACCACCUCCGCCUCCUAUCCCUCCGCCGGCUCCACCACCUACACCACCACCAGCUCCACCGCCACCGCCUAUCCCUCCGCCAGCACCGCCGCCUCCGCCUAUCCCUCCACCAGCGCCACCGCCGCCGCCUAUGCCUCCACCAACUCCUCCUCCUCCCUUGCCAAUCCCUCCACCACCGCCAAACCCAUGGCCGCCACCACCGUGAUGGCCCUUAAAAAUAGGAUGCUCCUUCUUCUUCUUCUUUUUCAGGUGGUGUCCUUCACCACCACCUUUGCCAACACAAUCAGGCUCCUUAUAAUUAUAACCAUCCUCUCCUUUCACCAUCAACAACUUCCUGCCCUCAACCACACCACCACCACCACCGCAACUCCCCAGCAAAGCCACCAACAGCCAGCUCAGUCCCCAACUCAACCUCACUACACCACUCCCCGCCAUCACCAUUCUUAUUAUGAUUAUUAUUCUCUCGAUCGAUCGCUAGCUGCACACAUUUUCUCAAUUCAAACCCAUGCACCUAUAUAUAUAUAUAUAUAUAUAUAUAUAUAUAUAUCUAGCUGU
Molecule: messenger RNA, 852 nt
Organism: Linum tenue
Lineage: Eukaryota; Viridiplantae; Streptophyta; Magnoliopsida; Malpighiales; Linaceae
Source: the annotation of a GenBank genome assembly